Molecule: messenger RNA, 1996 nt
Organism: Klebsormidium nitens
Lineage: Eukaryota; Viridiplantae; Streptophyta; Klebsormidiophyceae; Klebsormidiales; Klebsormidiaceae
Source: the annotation of a GenBank genome assembly
CAAGGCGGAGCUGGCAACGCAUCAGGCGGCCUUCCAGCGCUCCCCGUAUGCGAUCGUCUUGAGCGAGGAGACAUGGCGCCGGGCGAGCCUCGACUUCUUCAAGCUGGUUGGGCUGGGGCUUCGGGAUUGCUGCUCGUUGUGUGGGCCCCAUCCAAAGGUCCUCAUCUGCGACGGCAUUGUUGGCCUUGCCAGCGCGGACGGCGCGCAGAAGCCUGGAGGGCUCGGGAGCUCCUUGCUUGAUGCGCGACGGACGUUUGUCCAUCCCAGUCGGCACGCGUCCGGAGCGCUUCUUGAGAAGCGAUCAAUUUCGGGGCGCGACUAUUGUGGAGCCGGCCUCGAGGGGGGAGGUUUGAAGCGCAAGCUUCUGUUGCAGCCGGAGAUACGAGAGGCGAUUGCGCGCCUCUCGCAGCACCGCCCCAAAGACGAGAAGGUCGGGGAACGGCUGUCAAGGGCGGAGUUCGAGGCGCUGUUGGCCGGGCUGGCUCACGAGGACCCCCAGAUUGUGAAGCGCUUUGGGCCGGGCGAGGCGGAGGGGCCACUUGCGGAAGAUGGCAGGAGGCGCCUCCUUGUCGAGCAGCGGACGAUGGUGCUGGAUCGCAAUCGGGCCGUGUUCGAGUUGCUGACCGGGAUCCAAGCCGAGUUCGAGAGGCGAGGGUUGAGCGCAAACCUUUGGGAGCACUGGGUCGGCGAAUGGACAGAUCUCCUCUAUUCCCUCGGCGCGCACGAUUCGGACGAGGACCUAGUUGGCAGUAAGGCGUUGCACGUGGUCCGGAGGCUGCUGCUAGGCGGCGAGGCAACCCUUGAGGACCGGCGGGACUUGGCAAGGGACGCGCCCAUCUUGCGGCGCAUCCUGGACGCGUACGGCGGCCUCGCGUUUCCCGCCUUCUUCACGCGCACCCUGUACCAUCUCUACUUGCUUGCUCUCCUGGCUCGGGGUGCGACAGGUUUUGAAGUCGAGGGGCGGCGGGGCUGGGUUCAUGAGGCAAUCGACCCGUUCGACCAAGCGGUCGACCUUCUUGCGGAGGCCCGGGGGCGUCCCCUGAGCAUCGAGGAACGACGGCAGCUCGACGAGGCACGAGGUCUGGCAAACGAGCUGCUUCCCGGGGUUGAGAGGUUGGAGCCAAGCCCCGAGCAGUGGGAACGGAUGAUCGCAGCCGAGCGGUUGCUUCUCAGGGAGCGGUUGGGAAGGGACGAGAGUGGGGCGGAGCGCCCUCCGCUGCCAACGGGGCACAGCUUCCGAGCGGAGCAGGACGCGCUGGCGUGCUAUACCCUUCCAGGGUGGGAGCAAAAGCGCGGCUUGCCGUGGUACAGCUCGUUUGAGCAUCCGGACGGCCGUAGCCGAACCUCAGAAGAGUUCAAGUGCGCAACAGGGAAGACGGUGACCGAAUGGGACGCCGAACACGUUCCCGGACUUGUCAAGGGCGCCGGAAAGCUCUCGGGAAAGAAGAGGAGUGCGAGCAAGCGGCCUAAGAGGACUCGAGGAGCGUUCGUUUUCUGUUGUCCCCAUCGGGUCAUUUACGGCUAUCACAUAAUGCUUCGCGGCGAGUCUCCUCGGGACGCAUUCGCCGUGCUCUUUACGCGGCUGAGACGAGAGGACCUGCCUGACGUGCUGGUGCACGACAAUGCCUGUGCGCUGCGCAACUACUGCAUGCGCAGGGCACCGGCGCACUUUGCCAACGUUCGGUUUGUCGUCGACAGGUUUCAUUUCUCAAAGGCCGGGCAGGAGGUACACAAGUGCGGCCCCUCAAAUUGCCCAGACAGUUAUCCGUCGCUCCACUGGAUAAACACUAGUGCGGUGGAGUCGGUGAACUCCUUUCUGAAGGGGUUCAGGAGUCUGGGGUGGUACUCGGGGCUCGAGAGCUUCAUGGUGAUCCUGCCCCUCCUCCUGAGAGGCUACAAUAGCUCUUUGAAGCGCGUCGACGACGCCAAACUUAGCAUCGCCCUUGCAGCGGUUGUGUGGACGGUGGGGGUGCGCGCUCGAUUGUUGCACGGAUGA